This is a messenger RNA of Prunus armeniaca (apricot), 489 nucleotides long. NCBI's taxonomy places the organism in Eukaryota, Viridiplantae, Streptophyta, Magnoliopsida, Rosales, Rosaceae. The record is from the annotation of a GenBank genome assembly.
AUGCAAAACUUGUCUAUUGUUGAUCUGACUGACAAGCUCUCGAAGGAGCGGACUUGCCAUGGUGCCUGGAUGUUCGAGAUGAUGGAGAGUAUGUAUUCUCUGAAGAGUUCUCUUGGCCACAAAGAUGAUGAGCUCAAGUCUCUCGUUGCUACCCUGCUUGAACACAAGGAGGCCUAUUUCACCUCAAACACAAGGUCUAAGCAUGAGAUUGUUGCUAACGCGUAUAAGCAAGGGUACUUGGAUUGCAAGAACGGCUUCUCUCCCUGUUGCCCUAUCAAAGAUGAAGAUGCUGAGUUGCUCUACCUUGACCUGUCACCUGCUCAAAGUGAGCAGAUCAAUGUUGUGGAUGUAGAAGCAGUUGGAGAGCAAAUGGCUGAUGAAGUUGUAGUGGAGGAGGAUGACACCAAAGGUGGCACAGCUGAUGAGGUCAGGGUAGAUGGGGAGGAGUUGGCAGCUGAGACUGCUCAGCAGAUGGUGGUGGUUGAGUAA